Molecule: messenger RNA, 2757 nt
Organism: Eucalyptus grandis
Lineage: Eukaryota; Viridiplantae; Streptophyta; Magnoliopsida; Myrtales; Myrtaceae
Product: CWF19-like protein 2
Exons: 10
Coding region: 775-2628 (617 amino acids)
Biological process (GO): mRNA splicing, via spliceosome
Cellular component (GO): post-mRNA release spliceosomal complex
Source: RefSeq, a predicted model, not a curated record
CGUAGCUAGUAAAACAAUUCCGAGCAUCGAAACGCGGACUCGGCUCUCGCCGUUUUGGCAGCGAUACUACGCGCGGCUCUCCGAACGCCUACUUCUCCGGCCCGCCACCGCCGCCGCCGCCUUUUCUUCCAUCUUCCGCCUUCCGCUUCGACGUGCAGCAACCUUCGCGGAGCGCCAGUUUGAAUUGAUUUGGACGAAUUUAGAGUGCUGCGGGUAGGAACCGGAAGCGAUGCUUUCCGGAGUCAAAUUCGUUCCUCGUGACCAGAUUGAUGAGCAGAGGCGAGGCAAAAGCUCGGAUUCUGGAGCGGGGGAUCGGGGGAGAUCCGGUGGUCGGAAGGAGAAAUAUAGUAGAAAGAAGAAAGCUUCUCGGUACGAGAGUUCAGAUGAUGAGGAGCUCCAGCAAAUAAGGAAGACGCCUAGGAGGAAGAAGUGGUACUCGUCCGAGGAGUAUUCUUCUUCUCAUUCAAGCGGAAGUGACGAUGACGACUCCCCACGAGAUGAAAGAAGGCGUCGUAAAAGAAGAAGAGGAAGAGUGAUGCUAAAGAAUCGGAUGGUGGGUCCAGAAGGAAGAGGAAAGGCAAAAGUGGUAGGAAGAAUUCUGAGGAUCUUUCUUCUCCUUCAGGUUCUGAAAAAUCUGAUAGCUUUGAGGGUGAUGCUAGGAAAGAGAAACAUUGGAAAGGUAGUAAGAAAGAUGGACAGAAGAGGGGGAAGGAAGGAGCUCAUCAGGGCGCGGUCGAGGGUGAUUUUGAUGACCAGAAAAUUGUGAGGAGAGAAAUGGGGUUAGAAUGGAUGCUGAGGCCUGAACAAAAGACCGAGAGAAGCCCACCAAUAAGUGUUGAUAAAGUGCCAUUGGAAACUGAAAAUGAAGAGGCAAUGAAGGUAAAUCCAAGGGAGUUAAAUCCUUUUUUUAAGAAUAAUGGAAGCGGCUAUCCAGAAGAAGAUGGACCAAAAUCUGGUGGAGACCGGCUUAUGCCUCCAACAGUUGUCGGGGAUGGAGGUGCGAGUUGGAGGCUGAAAGCCUUAAAACGAGCGAAAGAGCAGGCAGCUAGGGACGGACGAAAUAUUAAGGAGGUUGUGGCCGAACGUUGGGGGUCCCUGGGUCAUCUGGCGGUUUCUGCUGCAUCUCAUAGAGCUGCUCCUUCUCGUGCUCAUUUGGAUUCUAUAAGAAACCGAAAGAGAGGGUUAAUGGAAGAGCAACAAACAGCUGGCCAGGAUGAAGAAGAUGGCCACACUAAGAAGGGGGAUUAUCAGAAUAAGCGAAACUAUUUGAAGGAUGUCUCUCUUCGCAAUCCUGACAUGCGGGUACCGAAAGUUGAUGACUCGUUAUCAUGGAGAAAGCGAAGAGGUCAAAAUCUAUCUGCCAGGGAUGCUGAUGCCGAGCUCAUCUCUUCCGCCAUGUCCAAUUUAAACAAAUAUUCUAAUGAUGGAAGCUUCUUGCAUACAACUCUUGGUCAACAGAGAAACGUAUCUGGUGAUUCUUCAUCUUCACAACCUGCACAUGACAGGAAAGUGGAUAUGUCAGAAGAAAAUAAGCCUCGCGAAGUAAUUACACAGGUGAAUGACGGGUUAAGUGCAAACCAGUUGGCAGCUAAGGCUUUGCAGCUUCGCUUGAAAGGAAAGCAUGACGAAGCUGAAAAACUAUUGCAAGAAGUGGAGAACUUGAGAAAUAAGCAGCUUACUAGUGAUUCUUCAGUCAAAUCACAGAAUAAGGAAGGCACAAACAGGAAUGUUUUAUAUGAUGUAUCUCAUCGGCGGAAGGAGGAGGAGGAUGCUGACAGGCAUCUAGCUAAAACAAUAAUGCAAAAUAGCCGUUAUAGUACUUCAGGCCAAGCGGAUGAUGAAUAUGAUUUUGAUGGUCCCCCAAGGAAAAGGUCUCAGAAGAAAGGAGCUAGCAAUGACCAGAAGUCCACUCAGAGUAGCAUUUUGGCAAAGCGCAUCUUGACUCAGCAGGAGCGCUGCUUUUACUGCUUUGAGAAUCCAAAAAGGCCAAGACACCUAGUUGUUUCAAUUGCGAACUUUACAUAUUUGAUGUUACCACCGCAGCAGCCUGUUGUGCCCGGCCAUUGCUGCAUAGUCACAAUGCAGCAUGAAUCAUCCACAAGAACUGUUGAUGAUAAUGUGUGGGAAGAGAUUCGGAAUUUUAAGAAGUGCCUGAUUAUGAUGUUUGCAAAGCAAGAGAAGGAUCUUGUGUUUCUUGAGACGGUGAAGGGGUUGGCACAGCAACGACACCAUUGUUUGAUCGAGUGCCUCCCGUUACCAAGAGAAGUCGCAAAUGAUGCUCCUCUUUACUUCAAAAAGGCAAUUGACGAAGCUGAAGAUGAGUGGAGCCAGCACAACGCCAAGAAACUCAUCGACACCAGCGUGAAGGGAUUGCGGGCUUCCAUUCCAAAGGACUUCCCAUACUUUCACGUGGAGUUCGGCUUGAACAAGGGCUUCGUUCACGUGAUCGACGAUGAGAAGGAUUUCAAGAGCAGCCUCGGCCUUGACGUGAUCAGGGGGAUGAUGCGUCUGCCUGAGGAAGACAUGCACCGGCGUCGUAGGUCCGAAUCCAUAGACACACAGAAGCAAGCGGUCGCAAGUUUCAUGCAAGAUUGGGAACCAUUCGACUGGACAAAACAACUAGAUUAGUGUUUGCCCGGAGUUUUGUGUAACAUUCGGAUCAAGCUGAAUAGUUAUGUAGUUAAGAAGCAUUCUUGCUCUUAUUUGUAAGAUGCAAUAUGAGGGAAAAUUCAAGUAAUCUUCACGCCAACAGCUAAA